Messenger RNA from Sycon ciliatum, 465 nucleotides. Its product is annotated as protein PAXX-like. Lineage: Eukaryota; Metazoa; Porifera; Calcarea; Leucosolenida; Sycettidae. Gene Ontology annotation, biological process: double-strand break repair via nonhomologous end joining. The record is from RefSeq and is a predicted model, not a curated record. The coding region runs from base 1 to 465 and encodes 154 amino acids. The transcript has a single exon.
AUGGCUCUGCUGGAAUGCCAGGAGUCGUCCGGCGCAUUGCCCACUCUGGAUGCGCUGUUGAGUGACUUCAAGGCAGGAUUUGACUGCAAUCAGGCAAAACUGUCUGUCUUGCCGCAGCAAGCUACACUCACUGUGUCAGGCAAUGUGAAGUUUGAGCUUCCUGAAGCUACAGUCCACCGUGGUCACGUUCUACUGCAGGAAUUUGUGAUCGGCGCUGCAGGCAAAGUAGACCGUCUUGGAGCCGAGCUGACUGCUUGCAAGCGCAGGGUGGCCGAUCUCGAGCAGCAGAAACGCGAUGCUUCCCACGCCAUGUCCUCGGCAGCAUCAACAAGCGCUAUGUAUGAGCCAGAGCUGAAGAAAGCCAAGACGGGACCGAAAAUGAAACGACAGGAAGGCAGGAGCUUGCUCAACCCGAGCAGUCGGAAACGAAAGGCAGCCAGUGGUGUGGUGUUUGAUGAAGAAUAG